GUGAAAAGGUGGAAGGUUUUCUGGAAACGCGUAAAUCCCGUGUUGAACAGAAGAUCCAACAGCGUAGCAAAUUUCAACAAUUAUUUUACAGUGACAGUCUAUUGAAUGAAUGGUAUUUUAUUUACAUUGUUCCGUUCAGGAGUGAAAUAAAUAUUUGGAUUAGAGUGGUCCAUUGAUUGGCUAGAGGGUGAAUACAAAUAAUCAUAUACCGGGAUGCUGGAUGUUAUAAUAUCGCACAGAUAACUUUUUAUUUUCUUAUGCCAAGAAAUUGAGAGAGGCUGAAGAGAAUAUCACAUGAAUUGUGGACGAAUAUGUCAAAACUAAUGAGACUAAACCUAAUUUUUAAAUAUUUUUCGUUAAGAUUGUUUUCAAACGCGGAGGUGCAAUAAACCACGAAUCAUUAUUGUCCACACCCUUCGCUAUAAGCUACGCGCAGUAAGGAUAUUUGACGAGAAAAAACUACCACAAAUCGAUUUAUUUAUCUCGCUAAGAAACUUAUAGUAUUGACAGUCGUCAUGUAAGUGUGACAAAACUGUUCCAAGACUUUAUGCAGACGUUAAUCAGAAGCCAGGAACUUCCGACGAACGAAUAAAUAUAUCAAAAUAAACAAGUGGUAAAGGGUUUGCGCGUUAAUUAGUAUAAUUAAAAAUAACAGUCUCUGAAGAAUUUAUUACGUAUAUUUGUUUAAUUGUUUUUUCCCUGGAUGCAGGUUUUUUCUGAAAUAUUUUUAAGAAUUACAUUAUCUAUGUACACAUGUACACUUAAUAUCGAUUGUGAGGACAAUAAUAUUGGUAAAGUGCGGGAAAAUAUUGUACGGCACAAUUAGUAGUUACAAUGGACCACAUAAGUGAGUUCGAUAUUAGACUUGAAAAAGAGGCGUAUUAUGCUGGAGAAACUAUACACGGCCACGUCAUUUUACACACAACCGAAAAUUUCAAAUUGAGAUCUAUUAGGGUAUCAUUGCGGGGUCAGGCACACGCAGAAUGGAAAGUACUCGUUAGCGGUGAUCGGCGAAGCGUUAAAGAUGAUCAAUAUUUUGUUGACGAGAGGCUGGUCAUAUGGGGCCAAGAUUCAUCGGAAGGUCCUGUGCCAAUAUUACCUCGUGGGAAACAUCAGUUUCCAUUUCGAUUCAAUUUACCUGAAAGUGCCCUGCCCUGCAGUUUUGAAUCUCGUACUGGCUGCAUUAGAUACUACAUAAAAGCAACAGUUGAUAGACCUUACGCCAGUCCGCCACAGGGUUUUAAAUACUUCACCUUGAUCGGGCCUCACAUAGACUGUAUGGAUGAACAAUAUCUGAAACCAAUGGUUGGAAAUGAAAUAUAUGCUUCCUGCUGUUUCUGCUGCACGCGUUAUCCAGUAGAAUUAAGUGCCCAGUUAGAAAGAAGCGCUUAUGUUUGUGGAGAGAGCAUCAAGUUACGCGCCGCAAUGGACAACAGAGGAUUAGAAAAAGCUUGGCUGAAAGUUAAAUUGACACAGUACGUGGAAUUUUUCAUCGACCGUGGUGUUCUUGGAGCGAGUAGGGAGCAACAGAAAAUGGUUUUAGAGUACAAGGGCGACCCAGUGCAACCUGGUUCAGCUAUGAAAUGGGACUCUGCCAAAACGAUGGUUUUACCAGUAUGUCCCCCAACGUUACUAGGUGUCUGCCGGCUCAUUCAAAUCUAUUACGUUUUGAAGGUCAGUGUGGAAUUUGAAAAGGCAGGGGAAGAUCUUCAGAUGCAUUUUCCUAUAACUGUUGCAACUGUUCCAUUCCGGAUACCAAACAGCGUUCAUCAACCACAAAUAAAAUAUGAAGUUGCAGCUGAGCACGUAGAAGGAGGUUGUUACAUAGGACCAGAAUUUUUACUUGGCCAGGUCUACGAUGGAUCGGAUGUAACGCAACCUUCAGCCCUUGUUUUGUACAGACCCGUGUACGUAUGCACCACAAACGACUGUAGAGGUCACGAACAUUAAUAAGAGGAAACUUUUCAUAUAUUGAAAAUUUCAGGGUAAUAUUAUGUAAAUGUCGCGCAAUUAAGAACUUCAAAUUUUGUAUUAAAUCAAAAGUUCUGGACUGACUGAUUUCUUAUGUUUCUAGUAUUGCUUUUAAUAGUACUAAACUGACGAAACGACGUUUAAUGUUGAAAUUAAAAA
Neodiprion fabricii is the source of this 2130-nucleotide messenger RNA. RefSeq names its product arrestin domain-containing protein 3-like. Gene Ontology annotation, cellular component: cytoplasm. The record is from RefSeq and is a predicted model, not a curated record. The coding region runs from base 835 to 1950 and encodes 371 amino acids. The transcript is spliced from 7 exons. NCBI's taxonomy places the organism in Eukaryota, Metazoa, Arthropoda, Insecta, Hymenoptera, Diprionidae. Gene Ontology annotation, biological process: protein transport.